This is a messenger RNA of Pogona vitticeps (central bearded dragon), 2124 nucleotides long. The record is from RefSeq and is a predicted model, not a curated record. Lineage: Eukaryota; Metazoa; Chordata; Lepidosauria; Squamata; Agamidae.
GGGUCAUGUGACCCGCAGGCUUUGUCAAUGGGAGGCAAAGUUCUUUUUUUCCUACCGGUUGUAAAGGACGCUGGUGUUACUUCCUGAUCGGGGGAGGAAGGAAAGGAUUUAUCCUGUCUUGGCUCAUGAGGAAAGCAACUGGACAGAAUUUUCCCCCCACAUCCUAAAAAGAUACAGGAGGAGGAAAGUAGCUGUGACUCGGGCGGGAGAGGCGACUGGGUUGGGAAAAAAAAAAUCCCCCCAAGUCAGCCGUGGUGGUGAAUGGUCAGGGACAAAGGACGAGACCGGCCGUUUGGAAAGAGAAGCCGUGACAGAUGUGGACCCACGCUUGAGACCUACUCUUUCGGAGACGGCCUCGGCCCGGCCAGGGCACCAUAGUGGCAAUGGGGUCCAGGGAAGCCGGCCUUUGGGUUUCCUUCUUCUUACUCCAGAUGGCAACCGGCGUGAUGAGCAGCCAGCCCUGCGAAAAGAAAUAUUUCGGCCGUGACGCCAUGGUCUGCGUUUGCAACCGCACCUACUGUGACACGCAUGAUCCGGUCUCCCUUCCUCCCGCCGGCUCCUACGUCAUGUACGAAAGCAGCAAAUCCGGCAGCCGGUUGGAAAGAAGUGAAGGAAGGUUCCAGAACAAGACCUUCACCCCAGAUCUCCUCUUGGUUCUGGAGACGGCCCAGCGGUACCAAGUGAUCAAGGGCUUCGGCGGCUCCAUCACCGAUUCGGUGGCCAUCAACGUCCUCUCUCUCACGCCGGAUACACAGGACAACCUACUGCGCUCCUAUUUCUCAGACCAGGGGAUUGAGUACAACCUCCUGCGCAUGCCGAUGGCGAGCUGUGAUUUUUCCGUCCGCCUCUACACGUACGACGACUGGCCGUACGAUUUCGAGCUGCAGAAUUUCAGCUUGGUUGACGAGGACGUCAAGAUGAAGAUCCCCCUGAUUCACCGGGCUCGGGCGAUGUCCAAGAAAAAUAUCUCUCUCUGCGCCAGUCCGUGGACGUCUCCGCUGUGGAUGAGGACCAAUAAGGAGUGGAAGGGGAAAGGGUCCCUUCUGGGGCAGGCGGGGGAUCGGUACCACAAAACGUGGGCCAAUUACUUCAUCAGGUUUCUGGAUGAAUAUGCGAAGCACGAUGUGACUUUCUGGGCCGUGACCGCCGAGAACGAACCCAGCGCGGGGUUGAUCGACAAUUAUCCCUUCCAGUCGUUGGGUUUCACACCCGAGCAGCAGCGUGACUUCAUUGCGCUGGAUCUGGGCCCGGCCUUGGCUAACAGCUCGCACAAGGCCGUCCGUCUGAUCAUCCUGGACGACAACCGGAUACAUCUGCCCAAUUGGGCCAAGGUGGUGCUGAGCGCAGAUAGCCAGGCCCGCCGAUACGUCCACGGCAUUGCCACCCACUGGUACCUCGACUUCAUCGCCCCCAUCGCUGACACGGUGGCCAUCACCCACCAGCUUUUUCCUGACUACUUCCUGAUUUCCACCGAAGCGUGUAUCGGAUCCCAUUUUUGGGAGAGGGACGUGAUCCUCGGCUCCUGGGAUCGGGGGAAUCAAUACAGCCGGAACAUUUUGGAGAAUCUGAACAACCACGUCGUCGGGUGGAUUGAUUGGAACUUGGCUCUGGAUUUAGAAGGGGGCCCCAACUGGGUCCAGAACUACGUGGACAGCCCCAUCAUUGUGGACGUGGCCAAUGACAUGUUCUACAAGCAGCCCAUGUUCUACCACAUGGCCCAUUUCAGCAAGUUCAUCCCGGAAGGCUCGCAGCGCGUCGGCCUGAGAGUAGAGAAGAAAUGCUUUGGGUGCAGCUUGGAGCACAUGGCCGCCCUUCGACCUGACGGAUCCGCCAUGGUGGUCGUCCUGAAUCGGUCCGGCUCCAAAGCCCCGUUUGCGAUUUCCGACACCGGGCGCCUGAUCGUGACUCAGAUCCCGGCGAAUUCCAUCCAGACGUAUCUGUGGAGGCGUGAAUAAAGGGCAGGGAGCAGCGGGGCUCGGCAACAAACAGGCAGAGAGAGAAGAAAAUUGUCCAAGCCAUUCCUGGUAUCACCCCUGCUCUAAGGACAUGUCGACUUUUUUUUUUUAAGGACUACCUCAUUUGCUUUUGGUAACGAAGCCAAGAGCCGAGCGAACGAAGCCAAAG